ACUGAACUUUGGUCUGGAAAGAAGACAAAUCAGAGGAAAUUAAUUGAUCUGACAAAUAAAUUGGCCCAGAGUCAUAGCUCAACAACUAAGCACCCCCUUUAUCAUUUGUAGGUACAGGGAUAUGUAAAGAAAUUCUUCUUUGGCUUUAAGACAACAGUGUUAAAAUAUGGGUACUGUUGGUAUACAACGAAAGCAGAUCCUGACUUAUUGCUCGCUGACGGCUGGCUUUGGCUUGCUGAAUAGCGCCUACAAUUUCUACUAUGUUAAAGUCUUUCUGAACUUCUACCACAUACAGGAAUUCUGGUUUCAGCUGUCUCAGGUCCUCUUCUUGGUUUGGAAUGCCAUCAACGAUCCCCUAUUAGCUUACUAUUCAGAUAACAAAAACUUCAAAAUUCUCAGAACUCGACGGAACAUAAUUCUGUACUCGGCUCCAUUUUUCUCUUUGUCCUUCUUAAUACCAUGGUUUCCUUGGAGUACAAAUCCUGUCAUUGUGGGUCUUCAUUUAAUUUUUGCUCUGUGUUUCUGGGACACACUCUUCACAUUUAUCGGUCUGGCAGAAUGCUGUCUUUUUACCGAGAUUUCACAGGACAGUGAGAUGAGAAUCACCCUAACUCGAGCUUCACAGAUAGCCUCAUUAUUCAGUUCCUUCAGUGUCAUGGUGCUAGAACACGCCUCUAAUGGCCUACAAGAUUUCAAAUCAUUCCAAGUGACUACAGUACUGAUAGCAAUACUAAGUUGGUUCUUAAUGUAUUACUGUGGAAAAAACUGCCACACCCAAUACGAUCUGCAGCAAAUGCAGCAUGGGGAAAAGUCCCCGGAUGAAGUGUGUCACGAGAGAACAGGACAAGAGUCGUACUGGCAGCAGACAUGGCAGAUCGUCAGAGACAUUAAUUUUAUUUCGUUUGUAGUCACCAACUUCUUUCAGGAGUUUCACCAAACAUUCCUAUACAAUUUUAUGGCCAUUAUUUGUGAUCAGUUAAUAUCAGCCGAUGAAAUCAGUCAGACUGCUAGAAGUACUUUUUAUGGCAGUGUUCCUUUUGCUUCAAAGAUUCUUGUGAUAUCAAUAGCUCCUAUUCUUCGUCAUUUCUCCUACAAGAAGGUGAUCCGCGCCAACUUUAUUUGGAAAAUCUCGGGAGGACUUGUUAUGUACUAUGUUAAUGGGAACGGCCAUCCCUGGGUUCUCAUAGGCUUCCUCCUCAUAGACGACUGUUUUGCCAAUGGUACGUUUUCACUGUUUAAUCUUCCCUUGUCGGAUAUUGCUGAUGCCAAUAUGGUCAAAUACAAUAGGAAGCAUCCAAUAUCAUCGAUGGUGUUCGGGACGAAUGCUUUAUUUGUGAAACCUGCCAUUUCAUUGUCUCCAAUGUUGGUUGUCGCCAUUUUAAACAAAUAUGGGUACAAUCAGAUGAAAAAAUCAACAGGUGACAUGACCAACCCCUCGGUUAACCCCUUUAAUUCGGCAGAGCUAGAGGAUCUGAAAGGAGUCAUGUUUUCUUUGGUGUGCUUGUACCCAGUUGUAUUGGGUACCAUACAGUUACUAAGCUGGUCGUUUUACAGAAUCUCAAAUAAAGUAGAAUUGGAAGUUAAAACAGCAUGAUUAUGAACAGGAAACAGUAAAUAUAUUUUUUGAGUUUUCACUUAAUUAGUUAACUUACAUAUCUAUGUAUUAUUGAAAGUAC
Molecule: messenger RNA, 1676 nt
Organism: Saccostrea cuccullata (small rock oyster)
Lineage: Eukaryota; Metazoa; Mollusca; Bivalvia; Ostreida; Ostreidae
Product: transmembrane protein 180-like
Exons: 4
Coding region: 167-1594 (475 amino acids)
Source: RefSeq, a predicted model, not a curated record